Molecule: messenger RNA, 1682 nt
Organism: Coccinella septempunctata (seven-spotted ladybird)
Lineage: Eukaryota; Metazoa; Arthropoda; Insecta; Coleoptera; Coccinellidae
Exons: 2
Coding region: 1059-1472 (137 amino acids)
Source: RefSeq, a predicted model, not a curated record
GUUCUGACUCCUCUCUCAUAUUGUUCCAAAACAAACAGCACGAUUGAGCAGUAAAUAAACACAAAUGAUGAGACAAACGGUGAUGAAAUGAAAAGUUUGGGGCAUUGCCCACCCACAUCAUAAAUUUCUAACUUGUCCGCAUUUUUUCGUGGUGAUAUAACUAGUGGGAAUAAUAACUCUCAAUAUUUACCUACCGUUGUUUCAUUCACGAGUUUUCGUAGUUUUGGGAACGAGGAUAGUUUGAAUGGAAAAAAGAGGUGCCAAAAAUUAAGCUUGUGUUUCACGGAGUUUUUCUACUAGUCCAUUGAGAGGAUAAGUUAUUUUUGUUAUACUCUAUAAUCUAUAAUAUUGCGGAUUUAUCGACUAGAUGGAAUUUCGAGAUUUAUUACUGAAAAAGAUAGUCUUUUAGACUAUGUAUCACAUAUAGAUCUACAAAGAUUUUUCCCUUACAGAAUUUCAAACCAUCCCCAAAUCACUCACUGUUUUGAAGGCUCUCUGGAACUCUCAAAUAUUUGUGGAACAUCGAUUCUCAAAAACUGUAUUCAGUAACCUGAACCUUCCAUUAUCGUCCCUUACAUCCGGUACACAUUUCGAAAAAACAUCCACUCAUCAUCCUCCUGUCUCCAUGGUGAUUGCCACAAUUAGUUUCUAGUUUCGAGAGCAAUUCUCUUUAUGAGUAAUUCCUCAAAUAGCAAUUUGUGCAGAUAAUUAACAAAUAGGUUGAAGUUUCUCCGGUGAGAGACAAAUGAUUGUAUCGUUUUCUGUUAUCUUCUUAGAUGGAUAUAUCAGGGAAAAUUAAGUGCUUCCUUCCUGUCCAAACUAAUGGAUUGCUAUCGAGGUACCUCUUCAUGAUCCUGAUUCACCUUAGGAAGGUGUGGUUCCGCACAAAAAGGUUGACGCGCUAUUGGGUACAAACCACGCUAUACCGUCGAAAGUGGGGGUAUAUACUGCAUUCACAGUCUCUCUCCCACAUUGCAACCUAUUCCCAUUCAAUUCAUCCCAAACCAUCGUCGUGAUCAGACAGAUAUCAUAUCCCUUUAUUUAUUUAUCCCAUCGAAAUGUUCAAGUUGAGAAAAAUCAUCGAUAUCCAGGCUGCUAGGAAGCCAGCUCUUGUGGUGGCAAUGAAGAGGGACACCAAUACGAACAGGGUAGCCGAGGAAAGUGUUUUGAAGAUCACCAAGUGCCUGUUCGGAAAAUGUGACCCAGAUGACACUUUGAGGAUGCUGGAAGAACAGAUCGAAAUGGACAAAUUGAGGUUUAUGGAGAGGUUCGGGAUCGAUAUUGACAGUUUGGAAAGGGGUGAAACCGAGAAUGUCAACCCCAACAUCAUGAGGAAACCUUCCGAUGCAGCCUUACAGAAACUGAAUGGAAAUCAGAAGAGGAAAUUGACCACCUUGAAAUCCAAAAGGAUAACAGAUUUUUACAAGGUGAAAAAGCCUCGCAUCCAAGAGAAAGAAAACAAUCCAUCGUGAGAGAAAUGCUCAAGACUCUCGGUUAUUUGUACAUAUUGUUACUGUAUAUAAUGUGAAACUAAAUUAUUUGUUCUAUCUUGAAGGGUACCAUGCAGCGCUUAGUCCAAAGUUAUCUUAAACUGAAUUAUGAAAAUUCUAGUCCUAGUUUAGAUCUAUGUAUAUCUAUUUAUAAGUAUAUAAGACUGUAUGCAAUAAACUGAUCUAUUCUAA